This is a messenger RNA of Phascolarctos cinereus (koala), 2086 nucleotides long. It is a transcript of the gene PPP5C, whose product is annotated as protein phosphatase 5 catalytic subunit. The record is from RefSeq and is a predicted model, not a curated record. NCBI's taxonomy places the organism in Eukaryota, Metazoa, Chordata, Mammalia, Diprotodontia, Phascolarctidae. Gene Ontology annotation, molecular function: protein binding; hydrolase activity.
CGACCGUUGCCUGGGUUGUGGCGGUGGAGGGGUAGGCGCGCUUUGCGGCAUGGCGAUGGCGGAGGGUGAGCGGCCUGGCUGUGCGCCUCCCCCCCGGGAGGACCCGCCGGCUGACGGCGCCCUGAAGCGGGCCGAGGAGCUCAAGACGCAGGCUAAUGAGUACUUUAAAGGCAAGGACUACGAAAACGCAGUCAAGUUCUACAGCCAGGCCAUUGAGCUGAACCCCAACAACGCCAUCUACUAUGGCAACCGCAGCUUGGCCUACCUGCGGACAGAGUGCUACGGCUAUGCCCUGGCCGAUGCCACCCGGGCCGUGGAGCUGGACAACAAGUACAUCAAAGGCUACUACCGCCGGGCCACCAGCAACAUGGCGCUGGGCAAGUUCAAGGCAGCUCUGCGGGACUACGAGACGGUGGUGAAAGUCAAGCCCAACGACAAGGACGCCAAGAUGAAGUACCAGGAGUGCAACAAGAUUGUGCGGCAGAAGGCGUUCGAGCGGGCGAUCGCUGGGGAUGAGCACAAGCGCUCGGUUGUGGACUCCUUAGACAUCGAGAGCAUGACCAUCGAGGAUGAAUACAGUGGCCCCAAGCUAGAGAACGGCAGAGUGACCCUGAGCUUCAUGCAGGAGCUCAUGCAGUGGUACCGAGAUCAGAAGAAGCUCCACAGGAAGUGUGCCUACCAGAUUUUGGUGCAGGUGAAGGAGAUCCUGUCCAAGUUAACCACGCUGGUGGAGACCACGCUUAAAGAGACAGAGAAGAUUACAGUCUGCGGGGAUACUCAUGGCCAGUUCUAUGACCUGCUUAACAUAUUUGAGCUCAAUGGUCUGCCUUCUGAGACCAACCCCUAUAUAUUUAAUGGAGACUUUGUGGACCGAGGCUCCUUCUCCGUGGAAGUGAUCCUCACCCUCUUUGGCUUCAAGCUGCUUUAUCCCAAACACUUUCACCUCCUCCGAGGGAACCACGAGACAGACAACAUGAACCAAAUCUACGGCUUUGAGGGGGAGGUGAAGGCCAAAUACACAGCACAGAUGUUUGAGCUAUUCAGCGAGGUAUUUGAGUGGCUACCCCUGGCCCAGUGUAUCAACGGCAAGGUGCUGAUCAUGCACGGGGGGCUGUUCAGUGAGGAUGGGGUCACGCUGGACGACAUCCGGAAGAUAGAGCGGAAUCGGCAGCCCCCCAGAUCAGGCCCAAUGUGCGAUUUACUCUGGUCAGAUCCACAGCCCCAGAAUGGGCGCUCGGUCAGCAAGCGAGGCGUGAGCUGCCAGUUUGGACCGGACGUCACCAAGGCCUUUCUGGAGGAGAACCGGCUAGACUACAUUAUCCGCAGCCACGAGGUGAAGCCCGAGGGCUACGAGGUGGCCCAUGAUGGCAAAUGUGUCACUGUCUUCUCCGCCCCCAACUACUGCGAUCAGAUGGGUAAUAAAGCCUCUUACAUCCACCUCCGCGGCUCAGAUCUGCGGCCCCAGUUCCACCAGUUCACAGCAGUGCCUCAUCCCAACGUCAAGCCCAUGGCCUAUGCCAACACGUUGCUGCAGCUGGGGAUGAUGUGAGGGGGGAUGGCAGGGGCCUGGGCUGGGGCUCCACGGGAGCUGUCCGCUGCCAGCCAGGAGGCUGGCCUGGCCCAGAAGUUGGAGACCAGAGGAGUUCCACCUGCUUUUACUUUGUACACUUGGUAUUUAUUCCCCCACUUUGGUUCAAGGGGUGUGCAUCCCCAGGACAAUGGGCAUUUGUGGGCUGGGGCUUCUAGGGGCUUGUUGCCCCAGGGCAUUCUGGGAGGAGGAGGUGAGAGCUUGGGGAGGGAAGAAGGGCAGGGCCAGGGGAGCUGCUCCAACCCCCCUUCGUUUGCAUGGCUCUGCCCCUUUUCCACCCAAUCACUGAAGCAAUAGGCCCCUCGGAGGGGCUGGGGGUCAGGGGUCCUCUGCGUUCAAUCCACCAAGGGCUCUUAGUCUCCAGAGCCCCCAGGGAGGGGCUGAGAGCCAGGCCCGCCCAGAGCCCUCCCCUCCCACCCCAAGCUAUUUUACUGUCUGUAAUUAAAUAUGUUAAAAUAAAGUCAUUAUUGUCUCCAGCCCCGCUGGGGGUGAAUCCAA